UAGGUGUGGGACCUUCCUUGGAGGCUGUCCUCCCUUACUUCGCGGUUAGGGGGGUACCGGGCUUCCCGUCGUCUUCAGAUCCCCGCCCGAGGUCUGCAGACGGUUAUAAGAAGAUCCGUGAGAAGGAACCACCGAGCUGGAGGACGGGGAGAAGUGUGGCAUAAGAGUCUGAGGGAAAAGUGUGCCAGACAGCGCGUAACGGCUGCCAGCGGCACCCUGCCAAGGACCCAGGGACAUGGGAGAAUCUUGUUCUGUUUCAGGAUGACUAGGAAGCCAUGGCAAUGACAGGAUCAACACCUUGCUCAUCCAUGAGUAAUCAUACGAAGGAGAGGGUGACAAUGACCAAAGUGACACUGGAGAAUUUUUAUAGCAACCUUAUCGCUCAACAUGAAGAACGAGAAAUGAGACAAAAGAAGUUAGAAAAGGUGAUGGAAGAAGAAGGCCUGAAAGAUGAAGAGAAACGACUCAGAAGAUCCGCACACGCUCGGAAGGAAACAGAGUUUCUUCGAUUGAAGAGAACAAGGCUUGGACUGGAAGAUUUUGAAUCUUUAAAAGUCAUAGGCCGAGGAGCAUUUGGUGAGGUGCGGCUUGUUCAGAAGAAAGACACGGGGCAUGUGUACGCAAUGAAGAUCCUGCGCAAAGCAGACAUGCUGGAGAAGGAGCAGGUUGGCCACAUCCGUGCGGAGCGUGACAUUCUAGUGGAGGCAGACAGUUUGUGGGUUGUGAAAAUGUUCUAUAGUUUUCAGGAUAAGCUAAACCUCUACCUAAUCAUGGAGUUCCUGCCUGGAGGAGACAUGAUGACUUUAUUGAUGAAAAAGGAUACUCUGACAGAAGAGGAGACUCAGUUUUACAUCGCAGAGACAGUAUUAGCCAUAGACUCCAUCCACCAGCUGGGCUUCAUCCACAGAGACAUCAAGCCAGACAACCUUCUCUUAGACAGCAAGGGCCAUGUGAAACUUUCUGACUUCGGCCUCUGCACAGGCCUGAAAAAAGCACACAGGACAGAAUUUUAUAGGAACCUGAACCACAGCCUGCCCAGUGAUUUCACCUUUCAGAACAUGAAUUCCAAAAGGAAAGCAGAGACCUGGAAAAGAAACAGACGGCAGCUCGCCUUCUCUACAGUGGGCACUCCUGACUACAUUGCUCCAGAAGUGUUUAUGCAGACGGGAUACAACAAGCUCUGCGAUUGGUGGUCACUGGGGGUGAUCAUGUAUGAGAUGCUCAUCGGUUACCCACCGUUCUGCUCCGAGACCCCACAAGAGACAUACAAGAAGGUGAUGAACUGGAAGGAAACCUUGACCUUUCCCCCAGAAGUUCCUGUCUCCGAGAAAGCCAAGGGCCUGAUUCUGAGGUUCUGCUGUGAAUGGGAACAUAGAAUCGGAGCCCCUGGAGUUGAGGAAAUAAAAAACAAUCCUUUUUUUGAAGGUGUUGACUGGGAACAUAUCAGGGAGAGACCAGCUGCAAUAUCUAUCGAAAUCAAGAGCAUCGAUGAUACCUCAAACUUCGAUGAAUUUCCAGAGUCUGAUAUUCUUAAGCCCACAGUGACCACAAGUAAUCAUCCUGAGACGGACUACAAGAACAAAGACUGGGUCUUCAUCAAUUAUACAUACAAGCGCUUCGAGGGCCUGACAGCCAGGGGGGCCAUACCUUCCUACAUGAAAGCGGCAAAGUAGGCCUGCGCUGGGAACCCGAGAUGGCAGAGUUCUCUGUACAACACUGUGACUUUCCUCUCGCGCUCUUGAAAGAACUUCCAAGAAGUUUGUAGAACUCAUUAAUAUGUCCUAGUCAAGUCUCUGAAAUGUGACUGUAAGUGGAUAUUCCUCCGUAGUGUACCAGGAAGCCGACAGGACAAAGACAAGCAUUUCUCCAUUGGCCAUAAGCAGCUGCUUGCUUCUUUUGAAGCCCCAUGAGCCAGUUUGGUAUGUGUUGUAAAGAGAAGUUGAUUUUCCCAAGUUCAUCAGAAUGAAGGGGAAAACCAGCCAUGCACUGUUACAGAGCUUAUAUACACUGAGUACCAGCCAUGCCUGUGCUGUGGUGAUGUGUCACCUGCCAAGCCCACCAAGUAUUUCUUCUCUCUAUAGCUGAAAAUUCUAUAGUUAAAGAAGUCAAUAAUGAGAGUCUGUGUGAACAGCCAACAGUGGCAGAAGGAACGGCCUCCACCUUGCAGGUGCCGGAGGCUUCUCCCCCGCCCUUGGCCAGCACAAGUGGCGUUCCACAGCCUUUACUUAUGGUGCACCUUACAUAUGGUACUAGGGCAAAGACCCCGAUCCACUGACCUAGCUCCCAUCUGAAAGACUCAUGCUGCUCUUCUGUUGAUGGCAGAGGUACUAGUGUGAUCCUUGCCCACAAAUCCACUGGGCACUGCCAAGGAGUUGUGCACCAUGUGGACAAGCCUUCCUUUCUCUUCUCCGCCGUAUGAGAUCAUCUCGAGGCACAUGGUCCCUACCAGCAAGCGAUGCCUGCAAAUGCUGCCAGAGCAGCGUGUUCCUGCUGGAGGUUCAGGCGCUGCCAUGCAAGGUCCCACGGCCUCCUUGGGAGUCAAGGCAGAGCCAGCCCGCCGAGUUCUUGAGCUCACCCCUCAAUCCAUGGUGCAACCGUGUUUGUCUUGGUAUUUCCCUAUCCCAACUUUAGCCAUUUUGCCUUGGAAUCAUGAUUAUAAAAUUCUCCUUUGCAGAUGCCUUCCUGGGGCAUUCUUGUCCCUCCACCCAGAAGGGCUGCCUGCAGCUUGGACUGAACUGCCUCUGCUGUGGCGCUCUCUCAUGAGAAACACUGAAUUUAGCACAAAGUGCCUUCUCUGUCCCAGCUGCUGCCACCUUUAAAAGACUUUUGCUGUCAGAAAAAUGUGGAGGUUCCAUAUUAAUGCAUUACUAGUUUGGUUUUAAGUUUUGAUAACUGUUGAAGCAUUAUUUGCACCUGUGUGCAACUUGCAGUGUCAUUGGCCAAGCCACAGCUGGGAUCAGCUCUCUGCUGGUCCUCAAGUUGUGACAGUCAGCUCAGUCCUAGCUCAGCCAUUCAGAGAAUAGAAAAUAAGAUUUAAAAUUGUAAGCAAAACUGCUUUGGGUUUUCAUAUCUUAGAAAAAGGAAUGUUAGGGAAGUCUCAACUCUGGUUUAAGGGUGACUGAUGUUAGCGCCUUAAUCCUCCAUUCAGAGCCUGCUGACGCAAAGGAGGUAGAAGGGCCUGUGUGUGGCACUCAUUGUGCUCUCUGUAUUUGAUGAACAGUUGAGGUCCUGAUACCUGUGUGUUUGCAGGAGUGUGUGGUGAGCAUGGGAGUAGUAGUAAUAGUGGUAGAGUCUGUGUGGUGGGGAUGGUUCGUUUUGGGGAAAAAAUGUCCACAUUUUAACUAUUCAACUUUUGAAUAAACUGUGAAAAUGAUAAUGGAA
This is a messenger RNA of Mastomys coucha (southern multimammate mouse), 3381 nucleotides long. It is a transcript of the gene Stk38, whose product is annotated as serine/threonine kinase 38. Gene Ontology annotation, biological process: intracellular signal transduction; peptidyl-serine phosphorylation. Gene Ontology annotation, molecular function: protein serine/threonine kinase activity; ATP binding. The coding region runs from base 276 to 1673 and encodes 465 amino acids. The transcript is spliced from 14 exons. Lineage: Eukaryota; Metazoa; Chordata; Mammalia; Rodentia; Muridae. The record is from RefSeq and is a predicted model, not a curated record.